Molecule: messenger RNA, 2560 nt
Organism: Populus trichocarpa (black cottonwood)
Lineage: Eukaryota; Viridiplantae; Streptophyta; Magnoliopsida; Malpighiales; Salicaceae
Product: protein ROLLING AND ERECT LEAF 2
Exons: 4
Coding region: 275-2371 (698 amino acids)
Source: RefSeq, a predicted model, not a curated record
CUGGGAUCCAUUCGAUGUCUAUGUCACAACCGCCGGUGAAUGUGAAAAAACUGAUUUACCCACCAAGCCAUGUUCUUCCUUCCUUGUCUAUUUCUCUUGUUCCGUUGACCCCUGCCCCUAACCAGCUUACUACCUACGCACUUACCACCAAAUCACACCUUUCACUUCCUUCUCUAAGAUUGAUCGUAAAUCUUACUGAAACGACACCACCUCCCUCUCCUCCCCCGGUUACCAAAACCCGACCACUCUGCUUUUAAUUCGAUUCCAACAAAUAAUGGGAUGUAAUCAGUCGAAGAUCGAGAAUGAAGAAGCAAUAUCGAGAUGCAAAGAGAGAAAACUGUUCAUGAAAGAAGCUGUCUCCGCCCGCAACGCCUUCGCCGCCGCCCACUCUUCCUACUCUAUUUCCUUAAAGAACACUGGUGCCGCCCUCAACGAUUUUGCCCAAGCCGAAAUCCCCCCUCAUCUCUCCUCCUCCUCCUCCGAACCCAUCCUCAUCCAACAUUCCUCCCCCUCCUCCUCCCCCGCCGCUCCUUUUCCGCCUAUUUCCGACGUCCCCCCUCCUCCCCCCCCUGACCACGUGGACUUCCAGCCUUUGCAGCGAGCUGUGAGCAUGCCGGAGAUGAAGAUUCAGAAACCGGAGCUGAAGCCGCUUGAGGAGCCCAUAAUUGAAGAGGAUGAGACGGAAUCUGAAGCUCAUGAUAGUGAGAGAUUAGUGAGAAAGAGAAGUAUUAGUAGUAGUAACAGAGUAACUUCUGUACAAGAAAAUCACCAUCAACAGCAACACCAUCACCAAGAUGCCACCUGGGAUUAUUUCUUCCCCUCCGUGGAUAGCAUUCCGGGACCGAGUUUGGCGGAACCAACCGAAAUGGAGGAAGAUGUGAGGGUGAAUAAGGAACAAGUGCAGAGGAAAGUGUUUCAGGAGAGGGUGGAGCCACCACCGAUGGUGGUGGAGAAGAAGGUGGAGAAGGCGGUGGAAGUUCCGGUUCCGGCUCCGGAGAAGAAGGCGGGUAGGAAGGUGGAAGGAGGGAGGAGGGGUGUGAAAGGGAUGAACUUGAUGAAGAUAUUCGAGGAUCUUGAUGAUCAUUUUUUGAAGGCAUCUGAGAGUGCCCAUGAGGUUUCUAAGAUGUUGGAGGCAACGCGAUUGCAUUAUCACUCUAAUUUUGCUGACAAUAGAGGACAUAUUGAUCACUCUGCAAGAGUGAUGCGUGUAAUUACAUGGAAUCGCUCAUUUAGAGGUGUUCCUAAUCUUGAUGAUGGGAAGGAUGAUUUCGACAGAGAAGAGCAUGAAACUCAUGCAACCGUGCUGGAUAAAAUGCUGGCUUGGGAAAAGAAGCUUUAUGAUGAAGUGAAGGCAGGUGAAUUGAUGAAGUUCGAGUAUCAAAGGAAGGUUAAUUCAUUGAAUAAGCAGAAGAAAAGAGGUACAAACACUGAAUCAAUAGAGAAAUUAAAAGCAGCUGUAAGCCAUCUGCAUACAAGAUACAUUGUAGACAUGCAAUCAAUGGAUUCGACAGUUUCAGAGAUAAACCGUUUACGUGAUGAACAAUUAUAUCCAAAACUUGUUCAGCUUGUUGAUGGGAUGGCCACAAUGUGGAAAACCAUGCUAGUUCACCACGAGGACCAGUCUAAGAUUGUAAAUGCCCUGAGAUUUUUGGACAUUUCACAAUCCUCCAAGGAAACUAGUGAGCACCACCAUGAUCGUACCUUUCAGCUAUUGGUUGUUGUGCAAGAGUGGCAGUCACAGUUUUGUAAACUUAUAGAUAAUCAGAAAGCGUACAUAAAGUCCCUGAACAGUUGGCUAAAGCUGAACCUCAUUCCCAUAGAGAGCAACUUGAAGGAAAAAGUUUCUUCUCCACCAAGAGUUCGGAACCCUCCCAUCCAGCCCCUUCUUAUUGCUUGGCAUGAUUUUUUGGACAAACUUCCUGAUGAGGUUGCAAGAACUGCUAUAAAUAAUUUUGCUGCUGUAAUUCAUACAAUCCUGCAGCAUCAAGAAGAAGAGAUGAAGUUGAAAGAGAAAUGUGAGGAAACAAGAAAAGAACUUUCCCAGAAGAUGAGGAAAUAUGAAGACUGGUGGCGUAAAUAUAUGCAGCAGAGAACACCUGAUGAAUUGGAUCCUGAAAGGACAGAAGACAAUUCUCAUAAUGAUGCUAUUGCAGAGAGACAGUCUGUUGUGGAUGCAGUGAAGAACCGCUUGAAAGAGGAGGAAGAAGCCUAUCGGAAGCAGUGCCUUCAGGUGAGGGAGAAAUCUAUGGCAAGCCUUAAAACUCGCUUGCCUGAGCUCUUCAGGGCCAUGUCUGAGGUUGCUCAUGCAUGUUCAGAAAUGUACAAGAACUUGAGGUCCAUAUCACAGGCAUAUUGCGGUAAUGCAAACUAGUGUGUUUAUAAUAUAGGAUUUAAUGCUUUUGUACACUUUCUUGUAUACCUUGCAAAUGAAUACCCAAAGAAAGUACAGUAUCCAUAUAUUGCUUGUAUUAUUUGUUGUAUAAUCAAUAGUUGUACUGGAAUUUUGCAUUGAACAAGCCCCGAAAAUCAUGAAUGCAUUCAUAAAUUUGUUGAGUUUCAA